GCUUGUUUCUAUCAAGCGUUUAAACAUUGUUUACAAAUGGCUGACAAGUGAUCUGAAAAAUUAUUUGUGUUGUUUAAAACAUAAUACAGUAUGUCAGACCGACAAAUACAUCUUAAGUUUGGUGGAAAUGCUGGGGCAAGUGUUGAUGCAUAUCUUGAGUACAAAAGGAUUGUUGGGGAUGAUGAUGGUGGAGUUAUGUUUACUCCUGACCAGUAUGAAGCAUACAAAAAGAAAGUUUUACCAAUGCGUAUGAAGAACAGAAUAUUUACAGCAUGGUCUUCUCCUACUGGUAUGGAUUGUAAAUUAAUUGGCCCAGAGACUAAAUGCUUCUGUCAACACAAAUACUCUCAACAUAGAACAGAUUUUGACAAAAUUCCAAGUGAGCGGCCAAUUCUCUUGCCAUGUAAAGUGAAGGGUUGUGGCUGCAGAAGUUACCACUAUGUUCCACAGAAUGGUACACAACCAAUACGAUGUAAAUGUAAACAUUAUACAGAUGAACACACUGCUGUACCACCUCACAAGUGCAAAAAUGGAGGUUGCAAGUGCAGUGGAUUUACCAGUUCAUAUACUUGUGGGUGUGGAUUGCCAUAUGAUGUUCAUAAUAUGAUUGUAGAAACAAAGGAAGAAAGGAUGGCCAGGGGUCACCCUGUAGGUCAAGAUGUACCAUAUCAAGCUAUGGGUGGUCUAACAGGGUUCUCUUCUUUGAUGGAAGGCUACAUGAGGCUGGACCCUAGUGGUUUAGGAGCUCCUCCAGAAGAAUUUUUAAAUCAGCCAAUCACAGCGUCAGAUCAUCCAUUCCUUCGAGCUAAUGUUGAAUCCAUUAAACAACACAGAACUAACCAAAGAGCCAUUGCAGGUCGAUCAGAUGUUGCCAUUGUAGAUGAGGACUUGGCAGAGAGAAUGUCGGCCAUGAAGAAACCAGGCGAGUCCGAUAUGGACUUUUAUGAAAGACGAUACCAGGAAAGACAAAAAGCUGAGAGGGAGAGAGCUCGUGGAAGUCGAGCAUUGCCUGCUGGGAGACUGGCAGUAGGAAAAAGAACUACAGCAGCUAAAAAAUGAUUCAGCAUUAUUAUGGUGAUUUUUUAAUGUCACAUUCAACAUCUGGUUUAGGUGUUUGGUAUCAGUUAUAAUUCUAUGAAUUAAAAAGCUGUUAUUAGCUUCAGUGACAAUGGUAGACUAAGUGUGUUUUGUUUCUUGGGUUUAAUUUUUAGAACAGUAAACAUUAAAUUACAU
This is a messenger RNA of Ruditapes philippinarum (Manila clam), 1233 nucleotides long. RefSeq names its product protein FAM221A-like. The transcript has 8 exons. Lineage: Eukaryota; Metazoa; Mollusca; Bivalvia; Venerida; Veneridae. Bases 91 to 1059 code for a protein of 322 amino acids. The record is from RefSeq and is a predicted model, not a curated record.